AUGGUGCGCAUUAGGGAGAUUCCCCGAACGGCCACGUUCGCCUGGUCUCCCGGUGCUCAGGCGCCCCUGUUAGCCACCGGAACCAGAGCUGGUGCCGUCGACUUCGAUUUUUCGAAUGAAACCAACUUGGAACUGUGGGAUUUGGGACUCGACAAGGAUAACGUUGCCGCGGAGCUGCAGCCUUUGGUCAAAGUCCCUAUAGAGUCUGGUUUCCACGAUCUAGCCUGGAGUGAUCAUCUCGAUAAUAAGCGCGGAAUUGUUGCUGGAGCUCUCGAUAACGGAUCGCUCAAGCUCUGGGAUGCCGACAAGCUUCUGAACGGGACAAGUGAUGCUUUAGUAACCUCAACACAAAGGCAUUCCGGCGCCAUCAAGUCUUUACAAUUCAAUCCAAAACAUUCGAAUCUCCUCGCUACUGGAGGCGCGAAAGGCGAGCUGUUCAUUACGGACUUAAAUAAUGCCGAGAACCCUUUCCGUCUAGGAAAUACCGCCGCUCGCGCGGAUGACAUUGAAUGUUUAGACUGGAAUAAGAAGGUUGCGCACAUCUUGGUGACGGGUACCAGUGCAGGUUUUGUGACUGUAUGGGACGUUAAGACGAAGAAAGAGAGCCUGACCUUGAAUAACUACGGCCGAAAACCCGUUAGCGCUGUGGCUUGGGACCCUGAGAAGCCAACAAAAUUGGUGACAUCCACACCAUUGGAGUCUGAUCCGGUCAUUCUUGUUUGGGAUCUACGAAACUCCCAUGCCCCUGAACGGGUGCUAAGAGGACAUGAAUCCGGAGUGUUGUCAGUGUCGUGGUGUACCCAAGAUCCCGAUCUACUAUUGUCAUCAGGCAAGGACAAUCGAACAAUCUGUUGGAAUCCCCAGACAGGUGAAAACUACGGAGAGUUGCCAAUUGUAACGAACUGGACUUUCCAAACACGAUGGAACCCACAUAAUCCCAACUUCUUCGCCACUGCAUCGUUUGAUGGCAAAAUCACUGUUCAGACCAUCCAAAAUACUAGCAAGGAAGCUGCGCAGGCAGCUGCUACUCAGAACCAAGCGCUGGAUGGCGAGGAUUUCUUUGCGCGAGCACAAACCCAGCCUCAAGCCACCACAUUUUCGCUACCGAAAACACCCAAGUGGCUUGAAAGGCCCGUUUCAGCAUCAUUUGGAUUUGGUGGCAGAGUUAUCUCGGUUGGCCUCAAUGAUAGCACCAGCCGAACUUCCAAAGUUAGGAUUACUCCCUUUCAAGUCGACUCCACCGUCGGUAGUGCUGCAGAGAGCUUUGAGAAUGCUCUCAAGGAGGGCAAUCUUAAGAGCAUUUGCCAGGCUCGUAUCGAGAGUGCUUCAACGGAGGAAGAGAAGUCUGACUGGAAAGUCAUCGAGAACUUGCUCUCGGAAAACCCGCGGAAGGGCCUAGCCGCUUACCUUGGCUUCUCUGACGACGUCAACGAUAUCGCUGAUGAAGUCAACAAGUUAGAAAUCAAGGGAGAGACGAAUGGUGAGGUCGAGCAGGCAAAGAGUGAAGAGAAGAAAAAGCACAAACGUCUUCAGUCAAUUUUUGACACCUCGGGAGAUUCAGACGAUUUCUUGACUGACCUAGGUGCCUCUAAAGGCGCGCAAACUAACAACCCAUUUAACAUCUAUACCGGAGGUGAAUCUGAGGCCGACAAGUCGAUCACUAGGGCGCUUUUGCUGGGUCAAUUUGAACGAGCCCUUGACGUAGCGCUUCAGGAAGGCCGUCUGUCUGACGCAUUUAUGAUCGCGGUCUGUGGUGGAGACAAAUGCAUUGAAAAAGUUCAGGAAGCAUAUUUUUCGAAGCAAGACGGUGGGCCAAACUACGUUCGUCUAUUGUCUUCAAUCGCAGGCAAAAAUCUAUGGGAUGUUGUGCAUAAUGCAGAUUUAUCCAACUGGAAAGAAAUCAUGGCGACAUUGUGCACUUUCGCUGACGAGAAGGAGUUCCCUGACCUUUGCGAAGCCCUUGGUGACCGGCUUGAGGAACAAGCUAGAAACACUGCCGAUAAAAGCAGUUGCAAGGACGCCUCCUUCUGUUAUUUGGCAGGAUCGAAACUGGAGAAAGUGGUUACUAUCUGGCUUGAGGAAUUCAAAGAAGGCGAAAAGCAAGGCAUUGACCAGGCCCAGGAGGGAUCCAGUUUCUCCGUCCACGUCCGCGCCUUGCAGGCAUUCGUUGAGAAAGUCACGGUAUUCCGCCAAGUGACGAAUUACCAGGAUGCUGACCGCCAGAAGGAUGCCGAUUGGAAGCUCAGUGUGCUCUAUGACAAGUAUAUCGAGUACGCCGAUGUUGCAGCUUCGCAUGGUCACCUCGAUGUGGCAGACCGGUAUUUGGGUUUGGUUCCAGACAAGUACGACGAGGCAGAUGCUGCCAGGAACCGGAUCAGACUGGCAACACGGAAAGCACCUGCUGUCGCCGCCAAAUCCGCCGCUCAAGUCCCGCAAGCACGAACGAGCUCUCUCCCACAACCAAACAUCUACCAACCGCCUCAGCCAACAUUCAGCCCGGCACCGCCUGUCAGCAACAUAUACGCCCCGACAAACACACCGCCACCUGCUGUGCCCGCGAACCCUUAUGCCUCAUUUGGAGCCAAUCCAUAUCAGCCAAGUGGUGGUUACCAGCCUGUGCAAGCUGCAAAACCUCAGGUUGCACCUCCUCCGCAACAAUUCGGUGCACCUCCUCCACCAGGACCUGGGGGAGUGCCACCGCCCCCUAGGGUUUACAACCAGCCUCCCUCUGGACCUCAGGUAUCAACAUACACAACUAGAACUGAUCUUCCAGCCUGGAACGACUUGCCUGAAGGAUUUGGAGCGCCGAAGCCAACCUCCAGACGCGGUACACCGGCUGCAAUGGCAGCUCCUUUCCCUGGUCAACCGCAGUCAUUUGGAUCUCCAAACUCUCCACCGGUCGGUCCUCCCCCUGUAGGUGGACAAAGAGCUCCUCCUCCUCCUCCACCACCUAAGAGCGGUGUUCCACCACCCCCCCGUAUAACGUCACCCCCGGUGGCACCUCCAAGGGCACCAUCGGUGUCAUCAAACCCUUCAGUGCCUCUUAACGCGUAUGCUCCUCCAGCGGCUACCCAGUCUCCAACAACCCUUCCCGGCAUGGCCAUUCCUCCACCCAUCCCACGGGGUCCUUCUCCUUACAAUGCACCCCCUACUGGUCCUCCGCCCACGAAUCGAUAUGCGCCUAGCCCUGCGGCACAGCCAGCCGCCCCUCAAACAAGACCUCCACCAAGCGGUCCUUAUGCCCCUCAACAACCAGCAGCUGCCUCCCCAAGCCCGUACGCGCCAGUUGCAGGAACUGCACCUAUCCCGCAAGCUGGACCGCCUCCAACUGGAGCAGCUGUCGGACUGCCGGUGGCUGCGGGAUCGCGACCGGGAACGGCACAGUCGCAGACGCAGAAGAAGGCGGCACCACCUCCACCCAAAUAUCCUCCCGGUGACCGAUCUCACAUUCCAUCAGACGCCAUUCCUAUUUACGAACUUCUCUCCAGUGACAUGCAGCGUGUGAAAGGGCGAGCACCAGCAUCAUUUAAAGCGCAGGUUGACGACGCAGAGCGACGGCUAAACAUUUUGUUUGAUCAUCUCAACAACGAGGACCUCCUCAAGCCUAACACAAUUGCCGAUAUGGUGGAAUUGUCCAAGGCGAUACAGAACAGAGAUUACGAGACCGCAAAGAAUAUCCAUCUCGAUAUUUUGACGAACCGAACGGAUGAGUGCGGUAAUUGGAUGGUCGGUGUAAAGCGAUUGAUUAGCAUGAGCCGAGCAACCCCAUGA
Messenger RNA from Talaromyces atroroseus, 3771 nucleotides. Its product is annotated as Protein transport protein sec31. Gene Ontology annotation, molecular function: structural molecule activity; protein binding. Gene Ontology annotation, cellular component: endoplasmic reticulum exit site; COPII vesicle coat. The record is from RefSeq and is a predicted model, not a curated record. Gene Ontology annotation, biological process: intracellular protein transport; COPII-coated vesicle cargo loading; endoplasmic reticulum organization. Lineage: Eukaryota; Fungi; Ascomycota; Eurotiomycetes; Eurotiales; Trichocomaceae. The coding region runs from base 1 to 3771 and encodes 1256 amino acids. The transcript is spliced from 8 exons.